Messenger RNA from Parnassius apollo (apollo), 2004 nucleotides. The record is from the annotation of a GenBank genome assembly. Lineage: Eukaryota; Metazoa; Arthropoda; Insecta; Lepidoptera; Papilionidae.
AUGCAAGGUCAGAAUCAGUUUGGAAAUAGAGGGUUUGGUGGACCCCCACAACCGCAGAGGCAAGGAGGUCGCCGUGGUAAUAAUCGUGGAGGUGGCGGAUUUCGCAAUUCUCGAUUUGAUCAUAAUAAUCAAAGGAAUCAGAGUCCGGCACAAGGAGGUCAACGACCAAGUAAUGAGCCAAUGAAACAAUCCCCUGAGAAUGAGAAGCAGCAACAGCCACAACAACAACAACCGCAACAACAAAAAGAUAAACCUGCUGAGGUAACUAAGCAGUCUCCAGCACCCACACCGACUCCACCUCAGAAUCAACAGCAACAGCACAAUCGUCCACAACAGCAUAAUCAACGCCAGCCGCAACAACAAUCUCAACAAAACCAACGUCAGCAACAGCAGGCGCAACAACAAAAAUCUCCACACAAUAUAUCCAAGCCUGAAUCACAGGACAAUGUUGAUAAAUCCAUCAGUAAUGAACAGAGUAAUCAGGGCCCGAAUGUAAAUCAGAAUCAAUUUCAGAAGAAUGUUAAUGGAAACUUUGGAGGUGGAAAUAAACAUGGUGGAACUUGGGGGCAAGGGGGUCCGAUGGGCCCAGGAGGUCCAGGCGGUCCGGGUGGUCCAGGUGGUCACGGAGGUCCAGGUGGUCCAGGGCAUCAUGGAGGUCCAGGUGGACCAGGUAAUAAGCAAAAUCAGAACAUGAACCAAAAACCAUUUGGCCAAAAACCUGGUGGAGGAUCUGGGCCGGCACGUAAUCAACAACGCAACAGCAUGAGGGGACAAAUGCAGGAUGGCAAACCAGUGCAGCGUGAGGAACAAAUGUUAGCAAACAAGUUGAAGGACCUUGUAGGGCCUCUGGUUGACUUGCCCCCAAUUGAUCAAACUGAAGUCAAGUUUAAUGGCAGAAGCAGACUGUAUAUUGGAAACCUUACAUCUGAUGUUACAGAAGAAGAAAUAAUGAAUCUGUUUGGUCAGUAUGGUGAAGCUGCAGAAUUGUUUAUUAAUAAAGAGAAAAACUUUGGUUUUAUAAAAAUGGAUUACAGAGUUAAUGCAGAAAAGGCAAAGAGGGAACUUGAUGGUAAAGUUAGGAAUGGUAGAGCCCUCAGAGUAAGAUUUGCACCACAUAACAGCGCUGUUCGCGUCAAAAACCUCCCGCCAUUUGUGUCAAAUGAACUUCUUUAUAAAGCCUUUGAAAUAUUUGGAAAGAUAGAACGAGCUUAUGUAAGGGUUGAUGAGAGAGGGAAAACUUUGAGCGAAGGUGUAGUGGAGUUCGCUCGCAAGCCUAGUGCUCUAGCUGCUAUCCGCAAUUGCACAGAAAAAUGCUUUUUCUUAACUUCUUCACUACGCCCAGUAAUUGUUGAAAACUUUGAGGAACCAGAUGAGCUUGAUGGUUAUCCUGAAAAGAACUUGCCUAAGAAACAUCCAGAAUAUAUGCGAGCCCGUGAGAUUGGACCACGGUUUUCCGAGGCUGGUAGUUUUGAACAUGAAUAUGGAACAAGGUGGAAGCAAUUGCAUGAGCUUCACCGCCAGAAAGAGGAAGCAUUAAAAAAAGAGUUGGCAGCUGAAGAAGAAAAACUUGAGGCUCAAAUGGAGUAUGCCAAGUACGAGCACGAGACGGAGCUGCUGCGCGAGCAGCUGCGGCAGCGUGAGCAAGACCGUGAGCGGCAGAAGCGCAGCUGGGAGAUGGCCGAGCGCGCGGCCGAGGAGCGGCGCGAGGCGGAGCGCGCGCAGCUGCUGCGCCAGGAGGAGGAGCUCUCGCAGCGCAUGCGCCUGCAGGACGACGAGCUGCGCCGCCGCCAGCAGGAGAACACGCUCUUCGUGCAGGCCCAAAGACUCAAUUCCAUGUUGGACCGGCAAGAGCAAGGCAUGUUUGAUCAACAGCAGCCAAUGGAUGGAGGCUUCAGGGACCAGUACGACAUGCCACGUGGAGGUUUUGACGACAUGCCGCAGAACCGCGGGUGGGACGGACCGCGCUCCAUGGACGACUAUCCUAAUAAACGUCGUCGCUUUUAA